Messenger RNA from Artibeus jamaicensis (Jamaican fruit-eating bat), 1905 nucleotides. Its product is annotated as zinc finger protein 883-like. The coding region runs from base 1 to 1905 and encodes 634 amino acids. Gene Ontology annotation, molecular function: RNA polymerase II cis-regulatory region sequence-specific DNA binding; DNA-binding transcription factor activity, RNA polymerase II-specific. Gene Ontology annotation, biological process: regulation of transcription by RNA polymerase II. NCBI's taxonomy places the organism in Eukaryota, Metazoa, Chordata, Mammalia, Chiroptera, Phyllostomidae. The record is from RefSeq and is a predicted model, not a curated record. The transcript has 6 exons.
AUGGAAUACGUCUUCUGUGUAAAAGAUCAAACUUGGAAGGCAGCCCUGUGCAAUAUAUUUGCUGGGAUGGGCUCAGAGGCUCGGGUAUUGGUGGACCAGGGAUAUACACUUAAGUUCGUGUGGUUUCGGCAUAACCUCUGUACAUCAGAGCCAUCCUUGACCUUCAAUGACGUGUCAGUAGAUUUCUCUCAAGAGGAGUGGGAAUGCCUGGACCCAGGUCAGCGGGAAUUGUACUCGGAUGUGAUGUUGGAGAACUACAGCAACUUGGUCUCCCUGGCUUUGUCAUCUACAGAAAACCAGUACUUCUUGGAAAUGUCAAGAAUAGAAGAUCUACUUUUUGAACAAACACUGAAGCCUGAAAUUUGUAAAGAAUGUGGCAAAUUAUUUUUGAUUACAUCAGGCCUUUCUAAUUAUCACACACUUCACAUGGGACACAACCAUGAUAAAUGUAGAGAAUGUGAUAAAGCCUUUAGCCAGUCCUCAAACGUUAAUGAUCAUCAGAAAAUUCAUAUGGGAGAGAAGCCUUAUAAAUGUACACAAUGUGGCAAAACCUUUCAGGACCUGUUGACACUUACUCAACAUCAGAAAAUUCAUACUGGAGAGAAACCUUAUGAAUGUGCACAAUGUGGCAAAGUCUUUAGGCGGCAUUCAACACUUACUCGACAUCACAGAAUUCAUACUGGAGAAAAGCCUUAUGAAUGUGCACAAUGUGGCAAACCCUUUAGGCAGCAGUCAGCACUUAUUCAACAUCAGAAAAUUCAUACUGGAGAGAAACCUUAUGAAUGUGCACAAUGUGGCAAAGUCUUUAGGCGGCAUUCAACACUUACUCAACAUCAGAGAAUUCAUACUGGAGAGAAGCCUUAUGAAUGUGCACAAUGUGGCAAACCCUUUAGGCAGCAGUCAGCACUUAUUCAACAUCAGAAAAUUCAUACUGGAGAGAAGCCUUAUGAAUGCACACAAUGUGGCAAAGUCUUUAGGGAAACUUCAAAACUUACUCGACAUCAGAGAAUUCAUACUGGAGAGAAGCCUUAUGAAUGUGCACAAUGUGGCAAACCCUUUAGGCAGCAUUCAGCACUUAUUCAACAUCAGAAAAUUCAUACUGGAGAGAAGCCUUAUGAAUGCACACAAUGUGGCAAAGUCUUUAGGGAAACUUCAACACUUACUCGACAUCACAGAAUUCAUACUGGAGAGAAGCCUUAUGAAUGUGCACAAUGUGGCAAACCCUUUAGGCGAACUUCAACACUUACUCAACAUCAGAAAAUUCAUACUGGAGAGAAACCUUAUGAAUGUGCACAAUGUGGCAAAGUCUUUAGGCAGCAUUCAACACUUACUCGACAUCACAGAAUUCAUACUGGAGAGAAGCCUUAUGAAUUUACACAAUGUGGUAAAGCCUUUAGGCAAACUUCAACCCUUACUCAACAUCAGAAAAUUCAUACUGGAAUGAAGCCUUAUGAAGAGGAGCCUUAUGAGUGUACUCAAUGCAGCAUAGCCUUUCGCCAGAACUCACACCUGUUUCAACAUCAGAAAAUUCAUAGUGGAGAGAAGCCUUAUGCAUGCACAAAUUGUGGCAAAACCUUUAGGCAAAGUGCAACCCUUACUCAACAUCAGAAAACUCAUACUGGAGAGAAGCUUCAUGAAUUUAUUGAAUGUGGCAAAGCCCUUAGGCAGUGGUCAACACUUACUCAACAUCAGGAAAUUUAUACUGGAGUGAAACCUUAUGCAUGUACUGAAGAUGGCAAAGCCUUUAGUCAGACAUCACAGCUGAAUCAAUAUCUGAAAAUUUAUACUGAAAAGUUGCCUUAUCAAUAUACACAGUGUUGCAAAAUCUUAAAAGAUGUGUCAACACUUACUAAACAUCAGAAAUUCAUACUGGAGAAUAGUCUAAUAAAUGUGUACAUGUGCUAA